Molecule: messenger RNA, 3139 nt
Organism: Diachasmimorpha longicaudata
Lineage: Eukaryota; Metazoa; Arthropoda; Insecta; Hymenoptera; Braconidae
Exons: 2
Coding region: 1570-2961 (463 amino acids)
Source: RefSeq, a predicted model, not a curated record
UCAUGACUUGGAACCGUGACCGUUGACUUGCCUUUUUGUCUUCAAGUUUCAGUUUUACAAAGAACGCCCUUUAUCCAGAGUUUUGAGGGUAAUAAAUUAGAUUAAAACUCAACAACUUGAGAUUUAUGUUUUUCGUCCAACGGUUUUUCUCACGACAGUCAAUUUAUUCAUCCCCUGUUCAUUGUUUGUCCUUAUGGUUUUAUUUUAAAUGUUAUUAUAAAAUUUUCCAACGGCAUUAAAAUUUUAUCCUAAAACAAUAAUUCAAAAACUCGCGGAUUAAAAUGGCCGAUAAAUAGUGCCAUCUAUAAUAUUCAAGCCCAGGACAUCACACCUUCCCCCAUAUAAUAAAAAUUAGACUCUACACGAGUCUAAUUUUUAGACACUUAUUCUAUUAUUCAAUUCAUCUUAAUAGGAAUCUUAUGUAUGUUAUUACUUGUUUAAAGUUUACUACUUGCUAUCUCUUUAUACAUAAUCUUAGAAGUCUAUGUUCUAUUUAAUUACUUCUUCUGUAGAAAUGCUGGCUUCAACUUAUUUACGUGUACAGUUUUCGUUCGAUAGUCUGUCAAUUUUAUCACUGCAUUCUCGUUGUUUGUAACUUUCUGUACCUCAUAUGGUCCUAGAUAGUUCGCAUCUAAUUUACAGGUUUUAGCAUCAUUAAUUAAAAAUACCCAAUCCCCCGGCUGGAAAUGUCUCUGAUUCAUAGCCCUAUCAUAAUACAGCUUAGAUCUAAAUUUUGCUAAAUCAACAUUAUCUGCUGCGCUUAACUGUGUGGUACGUAAUUUAUCUACUAAAUCGCCUAAAUAAUCAGUAUAUACAGGUGUUCUGCUCUCUUUUACGAAGCUAGAUGGGAUACGCGCUAAUCUACCAAAAACUAAUUCAUGUGGUGUGAACCCUGUUGACUCAUGAACGGAUGUAUUAUAUGAGAACAUAGCAUAUUUGAUCCAAGUAUCCCAGUCUCUGUCAGAGUCAAUAAAAUUCUUCAAAUACUCGACUAAAACCAAGUGACUUCUCUCGAGAGACCCGUUAGUCUGAGGAUGAAAUGCUGUAGUCUUUAACUGUUGAAUUUUGAAUAAUUUUGCUAAAUGUUUCAUUACUUCCCCAAUGAAAUUUGAUCCUUGAUCAGUCAGAAUUGCUUCCGGACAACCAAAAACACAAAUGAAAUUUUCCGUGAAGGCCUUUGCAAUAUUGAGACAGGAGAUAUUAUUUUCCCUUCGCGCCUGUGAACUUUUCCCUGUUCUCGGGAAUCUUAUUAAAAUUAUAAAAUCUAAAAUACUCUAAUUUAUUAAAUUAUUACGACAAUACGGUCGAUGUUAAUGCGCAUGCGUCAAGGGACACAUUUUGACUACCCCUGCGCAUGCGAAGGUGGGGCAACAAGUUGCCUGAGGCCCACGAGACACUCUUCGCCCGACAGCGAUAAUAUUCGCACCCUAAUCUGUUAUUUUGUGUCAAUUUGCGUUACUUGUAAUAUUUUGUGAUUGUGGAAAGAGUCGAUCCCCGAGGACAUUGUGUAUUAUACAGACAGGGUACUGUCGACAUAUAUUGUUGAACGAGAACGAACAUCAUCUCAACAUGGGAGACAAAGACUACUCUCCAUCAGCAGAUACAGACAAUGAAACGGAGCCUCAGCUAGACAGCGAAGUGCCCAAUGUCGACAAUAUCGACACAGCCUUGCAGAGCCUGACGUUAAACCAAUCAGGACUCAACGCCAAGACAUUGUCGACAACCUUACAGUCGAUAACCUCAACAACUACAUUGGGAAACACAAUAAUUAGCGGGAUCCAGAUCGACAAGCGCAACAUCGAAGACCUGAAACUAACCCCGUUACAACAGGGAGCCAUCCCAAAAGCUUCAAAGAUCUCCGAGGAUUCCCUCUCGCCAGAGGCAUGGGUGUUACUCCAUGAGAUCAGCGGUAGGGAACCGCCAAAAGAUUCCGCUAAAUGGAAAAUAUAUUCCAAGCGGGAAAUCGACAACGAGAACGCCAUGCGUCGACGUACACCAGGUGCAUUCCUGCCUAAAUUGAAAUCCCCAUCUACUGCCAGAGCAAUAAGAUCGACAGACGACCCUCAAGUCCUUCUCGCACCAUCAGUAACGGUGUACCCAGCUCCGGUACCAAAAUCGACAUCCUUCUCCGAGUUUCUCGAAGAACACAACAUUACGUCGAUCACAGCAACAGAGAAUGGUCGGCCACAGUACCUGCUCGAUGACGAUCAGUUGAAGCAGCUUAUAAUCGGCCGCGCUCAAACACUUGUGGCCAGGAUGGACGCUAAGAAAAUAGACAGAGGGACUCAAACCUAUGUGAGCCAAUCAGGCAAGCAACACACGGUGGGUUGUCUCAACUGCGGCGCUGAACAUCAUUACACCAAGUGUCAGCUACCCUUACGUCCGGGAUUCUGCCAUGUUUGUGGUGCCAAAGGUUACGAUGCAGAAGAUUGUCCCUACCCUCAUGGGGUAGAGCACGAAUACGCUCUGGGUCGAUGCUGGGGAUGUUCUAAAGAACAGAGCUUGUAUGAUCCCAAUUGCCCAGACUGCAACAUACGUUGGGAAGGCAUGGUCGACUGGAUGAGAUUGAACUACGCUACCUGGCCAGCAUGGCUCAUCCCACCCGAACAUCGAGUGAUGGUUGGAGAAGAGUCGAAAGAAAUCGAGUCGAUGCUGAAGCGAAAAAUAAAAUAUAAAUUUAACAACCCUCAUGAUGCCCCAAAUAAACUUCGACGUUUCCUCAUCAGGGAAAACGCUCUGGUGGGCGCACCCACGUUGGCCAACCCAAAACUACCAAAACCCAUCGACCUGUCUGAGGAGAAACGUAGGCUAGCUGUACAGGCGCUACAGGCCCCUGUAGCUCUACAUCAUCUCGAUGAAAUCAUGAAAGAGCGUCCUGAACUGAAGGACGGCGAGGGAUAUACGGUGUUGAUCCCAGCCAAAUACAAGAAAACCAGCACCAAAAAACCAACCAACGACUGAAUCAUUGACGACCUCAAUCAAGUCAAACCUCGACCAUUUCAUGUCGAUCAUUCUUUAUUUUCUUUUCAUUUCAUAAAACUAAUUGACCAUUAUAAUACAUGCUGCAAGGUCAACUUCAUUUUUUAUUCCAUGUAAUACUAUUUGUUCUUCAAAAAUAAAAAUUUCUUUAAAUUCUCCA